Molecule: messenger RNA, 1146 nt
Organism: Diachasma alloeum
Lineage: Eukaryota; Metazoa; Arthropoda; Insecta; Hymenoptera; Braconidae
Product: histone H3.v1
Exons: 6
Coding region: 16-1077 (353 amino acids)
Source: RefSeq, a predicted model, not a curated record
GUGCUGUGUGAAAUAAUGGCGAAUUUUGCAAUAUUCGUUCUGGUGGGACUAGCCAUUGGUCUUGAGGUGACUGCAAAACGUCCGACCAAUCAUCGUGUUCCCUCUCUGAAUCCUACUCCUCCAUGGCGAUCCUCAACUGCAAAUUCCAGCGAGGAAGAUUUUUCGAAUAUUGGCAUUGUUGAGAGAGAAAUGAAUGCUGCUCCCAUACCAGUAAAACGGGCUCACAAGGGCCCUUCACAUCGGAACCUCAAACUGUUGAGAUAUCAUAAGGAAAACGAAAAUACAGCACAUGAUAUUGGAGCAGAAAGAGCUGCAACUGCUGCUGCAAAAGUUGCAAAAGAGAUCACAGCGCGAUUAUACAGAAAGCUAGGCAAAACCAAUGCGGACAAGGUCGGCGAGGCUGUUGCGAGGAUUCUAGCUGACGACGAAAAGCUAUCGGGAAAGCUCACUGAAACGGCUGCUCUAGCCGCUGCCAUCAAAAGAGAUGCACCAGUUACUGCACACAUCGAUGCAUAUAUUGCGGGCGAGCGACCGAUCUGCCCGCUUGCAUUGAUUUUGCAGUUAUUCCGGCAACAACUUCAAGAAAUCAGAGAUGAAAUAUUAGAAGCGAUACAGCAUUCGGUGGCAGCAUCAUCAGAAAAUAGAUUAUCCGAAAUUGGCACAUUAGAGCCAUCAGCGGACGAGAACACUGAACCGGAAGAGUUCGAACAAGGAGAAAAUCCUCUGGAUGAACUCAAGAAAAAUUCGAGCCCGGUUCACGAAAAAGAAGCGCGUGAAAUAGAAAAUGAUGGAAACAAUGGAAAAUCUGAGGAAGAUGAAGAAGAAGAGCCAGAGGAGGAGGAAAACGGAGAACGUGGAGUGAAAAAACGUGGGAGUCCCGUAAAUGCAGAGAACGAUGUUGAGAACCUGUCGUCUGAGCACGGAAUAUUUAGCAAUGUCGACAAAAACGUAAAUGAUCUGGCUCAUGUGAUGACAAGAAGCAACUUAUAUCCACCUGCUCCGAUCCACCAGUUACGUGGCCCAGACAAACGCCGUCUAUCACAAAGAAGUGGAAGAUUCAGGUCCAGGCAUACAUGAGCGACGCAUCAAUAUAGAGACUCAAAAUUAUUGAAUAUAAUUGAAAGAUAAUUGAAUAAAAAUUUAUGA